ACCUGGGUUCGUCGCCAUGGGCGACUGGACGUAUCUGUCUUCGCUGCUGGACCGGGUCCAGUCCCACUCCACCGUGGUGGGGAAGAUCUGGAUGAGCGUCCUCUUCCUUUUCCGGAUCUUCGUGUUGGGCGCGGCCGCCGACAACGUGUGGAGCGACGAGGUGUCCGAGUUCUACUGCGACUCGCUAGAACCGGGCUGCCAGCACGCCUGCUACGACUGGAGGUUCCCCAUAUCCUACGUCCACUACUGGGUCCUGCACAUCACCUUUGUCUCCACGCCCACCCUGCUCUACCUGGGCCACGCGCUGCACGUCAUCCACAAAGAGAACCGGCUGAAGGACCAGUUGAAGGGGGAAGUGAAGAGACCAAGGUAUACGAACGAUAGGGGGAAGCUGAGGAUAAAGGGAAUCCUCUUCUGCACCUACAUGACUCAGCUAAUUUUCAAGAUCCUGCUGGAGGUGGGAUUCUGCGUGGGUCAGUUCUUCAUCUUCGGCUCCUUUUUCAUGGUCUCCUUCUUCCACUGUACGUCUUCCCCUUGCGCCCGCCUGAGCGGGGCCCAGUGCUACGUUUCCCGCCCCACCGAGAAGACCUUCUUCGUCUUUUUCAUGCUGGCCGUUUCGGGCCUUUCGGUGCUCCUCAACGUCGUCGAGAUCGUCUACCUGCUCUGCCAGAAGAGGAGGAGCGCCAGGAAGAGGCUCCUAGGUCAACAGCGGGCGCUCAGUUCCCGGGAAUACCCGGCCAACCCGGGCUGGGGGGGAACCAGCAGUCCGUACGGAGGCUAUCCCCUACUGCCCAUACCGGUCCAGGCCUACUCUACGGCCGGGGGGAAGGUCUGGUUGUCAGUCCUCUUCAUCUUUAGGAUCCUGGUGCUGGGGACCGCGGUGGAAUCGGCCUGGGGGGACGAGCAGUCCGCUUUUAAAUGCAACACCCAGCAGCCGGGCUGCGAGAACGUGUGCUACGACAAGUCCUUCCCCAUUUCCCACGUCCGCUUCUGGGUGCUCCAGAUCAUCUUCGUCUCCACGCCCACCCUCCUGUACCUGGCUCACGUCUUCUACCUGAACCGGAAGGAGCAGAAGUUCAACAGGAAGGAGGAGGAGCUCAAAGCCGUGCAGAACGAUGGAGGAGACGUGGACAUCCCGCUCAAGAAGAUCGAGAUGAAGAAGCUCAAGUACGGCAUCGAGGAGCACGGCAAAGUCAAGAUGAAGGGAGCGCUCCUCAGAACCUACAUCGUCAGCAUCUUUUUCAAGUCCCUUUUCGAGGUGGGCUUCCUGGUGAUCCAGUGGUACAUUUACGGCUUCAGGCUGGCGGCGGUCUACACCUGUGAGAGGUCCCCCUGCCCGCACCGGGUGGACUGUUUCCUGUCCCGGCCCACGGAGAAGACCGUCUUCAUCAUCUUCAUGCUGGUGGUCUCGCUGGUGUCCCUGUUGCUCAACGUCAUUGAGCUGUUCUACGUGUUCUUCAAGAGGAUCAAGGACCGCGUGAAGGGGAAGCAGCAGCCCACCCUGUACCCCAGCGCCGGGACUCUGAACCAGACCGCUAAGGACCUGUCGGCCGCCAAGUACGCCUACUACAACGGCUGCUCGUCCCCGACCGCCCCGCUGUCCCCCAUGUCCCCGCCGGGGUACAAGCUGGCCACGGGGGAGCGGGGCACCGGCUCGUGCCGUAACUACAACAGGCAGGCCACCGAGCAGAACUGGGCCAACUACUCCGCGGAGCAGAACCGGCUCGGCCAGACUGCCGGCGGCGUCGGCGGCGGCGGAAGCACCAUCUCCAACUCGCACGCGCAGGCCUUCGACUUUCCCGACGACACCCAGGAGCAUAAGAAACUGUCCUCCUCGGCCGGGCACGAACUUCAGCCCCUGGCCCUGCUGGACCCCCGGCCCUGCAGCAGGGCGUCCAGCCGGAUGAGCAGCAGGCCCCGGCCGGACGACCUGGACGUG
Molecule: messenger RNA, 1939 nt
Organism: Menidia menidia (Atlantic silverside)
Lineage: Eukaryota; Metazoa; Chordata; Actinopteri; Atheriniformes; Atherinopsidae
Source: the annotation of a GenBank genome assembly